Molecule: messenger RNA, 486 nt
Organism: Striga asiatica
Lineage: Eukaryota; Viridiplantae; Streptophyta; Magnoliopsida; Lamiales; Orobanchaceae
Source: the annotation of a GenBank genome assembly
AUGAGAAAGACGUCCUCUUUCUGGCUGUGCAAACUCUCUUCAAAAAUCGUUGGAAAAUUGAGAGGUGGAUGCUGGUGGUCCUUGGUCGAGUGCGCGCUGGUAUACGUACUGGGUGGAAUUGACGACAAACAGUACUUCAACGAUAUUUGGGUUCUCGACAUCAACACAUCCUUUUGGGCUCGACUUAAUAUUUCGGGUAGCGUGCACGCAUGGCAUUUGGAAAUUACAAUUGGCCCAAUAUCGUUUUCUCAUGACGAUGACUUGUCACCAACGUAUAACGAGUUGGAGGCUGCAAGAAGAGCAGCCCCAAUACCCGAGCCAUCGUUCGAGUGCUCGACUCUAAUGCUUUUCGCGACUUCCUUCCCGAGCAACUCCUGCAAUACCCCAAGGACACCAGCAGCUGCCAGCCGGGCGCCACGUGUCGCGAUGAUGUGGCAGAGGCGGACGACAGCUCUUCUUGUUUUUAAGGAGGUGUGGGAUAUCUGA